This is a messenger RNA of Pseudomassariella vexata, 751 nucleotides long. RefSeq lists its product as uncharacterized. Gene Ontology annotation, molecular function: protein binding. Lineage: Eukaryota; Fungi; Ascomycota; Sordariomycetes; Amphisphaeriales; Pseudomassariaceae. The transcript is spliced from 2 exons. The coding region runs from base 6 to 341 and encodes 111 amino acids. The record is from RefSeq and is a predicted model, not a curated record.
CUCGUAUGUGGCGUUACGGCAUCCAUUCUUUCCUUGAGUUGCUUAGGAUGUGUUUACCAGCUUCGCUAGAACACAUGCUAACCUUUAUUUCUAUCGCAUACUCUAUGUUGGCUCUGCUAUAUGAAACAGUGCCGGCGUUUGAAGAUAUAUGGAUUGAAUGCCUAGGAGGUUUGGACCGUUACCGCAUGGUCAUCGAGGAUGACGAUAUUCGUGACCGGGAUGUUUGGACGUCAGUUCCCCGCUCCUGGUACUCCAAGGCAUCUGCUAAUACUCCAACCAAAGCCCGCCAUCAGAUCCAGCUUGUUCUCUUCCUUCAUGUCCCUGCCAUUGGCAGCCUUUAAUCGGAGUCCGGUGGUGUAGGGUUCGAGCAAACUGCGCACAUUCUGAAAUCAUUCGUCGUGUUAUGCGCAUUUGGGACGUGGUUCCCAUCACCAACCACAGUCAAUAGUGCGCCUUGUGCCAGCCCAUGUACCGCAUCUCGGACAAAAGGUCGCCACGAAAUGACACAUGUUGUAGUUGUUUCCAAUUAUCGACACCUGAAUCGUCCCAGGAACAAGCGAUGUCCCAGGAGAAAUAGACGUCUUAGGGUAGCGAGUGUACGUCCCAGGAAGGAAGUAGAUAUCUUGAAAAGAAAGUAGACGUCUGUCACGGGUUUUCAAAUAUGGAGGGAAGGACGAGAUGCUAGAGAGAAACAAGCUGCCAGCGACGAGAUAGGUACCAGUAGUGCAGUAUAGGGGACUCAAUAACGACA